Molecule: messenger RNA, 1105 nt
Organism: Phalaenopsis equestris
Lineage: Eukaryota; Viridiplantae; Streptophyta; Magnoliopsida; Asparagales; Orchidaceae
Product: glucan endo-1,3-beta-glucosidase 1-like
Exons: 5
Coding region: 343-984 (213 amino acids)
Source: RefSeq, a predicted model, not a curated record
UUUACUGAGAUUAGAAUAGGAUAUACUUUUCAAGGUUCACUCUCAAAAUCCCAACCAGAUAUUUUCUCUGUUUACCUCAUUGUCGCAAAUUUUGAUCCGGUUGCCUCAGCUCCCAGCAGUGAGCACUUCGGAUUAGUGCGAAUGGAACCCGGACCACCGGGUGGGAGACUAGCCCCCCACCGCGGAUUCUUUCGUCUUAUCUUAAAUAGUCGUAACUGGAUCGCCCCGAUAGUAUUUUCUCUGCGCUGUGUCUGUUCUUCAUCCUCAUUGGCUUUGGUGGCUUUCUUCUUGUAAUUUGGAGGCGCUGAUGUUUUAAUUUCAUGCAAGGCAUAGCUGAUUAAGAUGCUUCUUGUUAAAAGAUUGGAGGGGAAUAUUCUGCCUUUUGUUAUUUUGUUGUCAUGUUUAUCAGGCAUAUCAUAUCCUUCACAUGUAAAGGGCAACUUGGAGGCAUUCUUACCUAGCGCCACAACAUCUAUAAGCUUAGCUGAUGGAAACACCACUUCAAGGGGAAAUUUUUGUGUGGCAAUACAAAAUGCUGAACCUAAUGCACUAAAGUCAGGCAUAGAGUGGGCCUGUGGACCCGGUUUAGCAAACUGCAGUUCUAUACAGCCAGGUCAGCCUUGUUAUGUCGCUAACAAUCUCGUAGCUAUCGCAUCAUAUGCGUAUGAUGCAUAUUACCAAGCGUACCAAGCCAAAGGAGGGACCUGCUUCUUCAAUAACACAGCUACAAUUACUAGCAAUGAUCCAAGCAGUGGCUCUUGCAUUUUCCCAGGAAGUUAUGGGACUGGAACAAACCCUCCUGGUAGUGGAAGCAGCGGCAACGGGGCCGGCAACACGAACUCGUCUAGCUCUGUUGGUCCUAGUUUCGCACCGCCUUUUGCUCAAUUCGUACCUAUUGACGACGACAAUGGUGCUUCGGGCUUACAAGUUCUCAAUUUUGUUUUUCUUUCAUCUCUGGUACUUAUUUCCUUACAAAAAUUCUAAAUCACAUGCAUAAGUCUCUUGUGUAACAUGCUGCAUGUGUAAAUUUGAUUCCUUUUGUAUGUUUGAACUCAUCAAGAUUUGUUUUGCAAUUGCUACCUCAUAUUGUAUUUUCUUUAUGUCA